GGGAGGGAGGAGCGUUCGCCGGGCGAGCCCAACAACCCCACCCCACCGCCGCCGCCGCCGCCCCGAGCUCGUUGCGCGUGCACCACGUGACGGGGCGGUGCGCGACUGGCGGGAAAGUGCUCGGCGCGCUUUGUUUGUCGCGCAGUGGAGCCGGGCGGCUUGCGCGGGCGGGAGGAGCUCGAGCCGGAGAUAUUUAACACAUUAUCGUUACUAUAUUUAGAGGAGGAGGGGGGGUAUUUUUUUAUAUAUUGUGGGGUGGGGGGGGAAAGGGUUAGUUGUGUACAUUUUUUUAAAUUAUAUUUGAGUACUGCACGUGCGGGAGAGUGGUGAUUUGUUAUUUAGCAUUGGAAGCGAGGCAGCUUUGUGCGUCUAGGCGACCGCGCGCUGCCGGCCGGCGCGGGGCCCUUGGCUGCCGCCUCUGCCCGGGAAGAGCGCGAGCGCCCAAACGUGCCCAUGGCCUGGUUCCCGAACGCCUUCGGCGCCACAGUCGCCACUGCAUCGUGGCCCGACUCUGAGCACGAGUGCGGCUACUUCUACGAUGACCCCGAUGAAGACGACGAGCUCUUCCGGGCCGGCAGCCUCUAUUGUGCCGCGCCCGGUGAGCACAUCUGGAAGAAGUUCCAGCUGCUGCUUGGGCCCGGGAGCGGCUCUGUGCCCGCGCCGGGCCCCCUGUACGUGGGCUGCCCUGCGUCUCCGGGUUUUUUGACGCCGCCAUCGCCGCAGCGGCUGGUGGAUGAGGGCGACGUGGCGGCAGCCCUUCCUCCCGAGCAGCGGGGCGCGGCGCAAGCCUCGCCGUGGCCCGUGCUCGUCCGCGACUGCAUGUGGGGUGGUGCGGUGGCGGCCGUGGCCGUGCAGGGCUCGGCGGGGGCAGGGGGAGGACGUGGUGUCGGUUCUGCUGGCGUGUCGGCACCGCGGGUCGUGCCGCCCGAGCUGGGGCCGCUGCUGCUCCCGUCGCGGUCGCCGUCGCCUGCGUAUGGACACGCGCGUGCACGUGUGCUCGGCCGCACGGACUCGGUAGGCUCCGACAGCGACGGUGGGAGCACCAGCGCCUCUGACUCCGAAUCCGCAGAAGACGAUGAAGACGAUGACCAUGAUGAUGACGACGACGACGAUGAUGACGAUGAGAUAAUCGACGUGGUGACGGUCGGGAAGCACCGUACAGGCGACAAGACGGCACCAGCUUCGGCGCAAUCUGCCGCCUCGUGCCGCCCCUUUGCUCUCCAGGUGCACCAGGAGCAGCACAACUACUCAGCGCCAUCACCCCCGACCCGGCCCGUGGCUGCCCCCCUCAACUCUCGGCACUCCCAGCCAGCCAAGCGGCUAGCGCCGCCACCAGCGCUGAAAUCCUCGUGCACGCUCCGCUGUAAGUCCCGCGCCGCCGACCCCGUUUACGAGAUUGCGACCACCGUAAAAUCGCCAACGUCCAGGAAGGGGGCGAUAGCGGGACCAUCCCUUGACAUGACGUACCACGCCGCGCAAGGCCUCAGGCCGUGCGUCGUCACCACCGCCGGCCCGCAGUGUGGCGUGGGGUCCCCGCCACGCCACGCCGCCGGGCCGUCGCUCGUGCCGUUCGCAUCCUGCGCGCCAGCCUCAGCCGCCUGCUCCGACUCGGGCUUCACUUCGGGCUCAGGAGACGACUCGGAUGAGCACGGCCGGCGGCGCAACCACAACUUCCUUGAGCGACAGCGGCGCGAGGACCUCAAACGCAGCUUCCGCGCGCUACGCGACGAGGUCCCCGAGCUGGCGGGCAACGAGAAGGCGGCCAAGGUAGUGAUCCUGCGCAAGGCCGCGGAGAGCGCCGUGGCCGCCACGCGCCGCGAGCUCGGCCUCCUGGCCGAGAAGGAGCAGCUCAGGGUUCGCAGGGCCCAGCUGCAGCGGCGCCUCCUGCAGCUGAAGAAGGCGGCGUAGGCCAAGGCACGCCACUCUGUCUCCACCUCGACCGCUCUUCAUCUGUGCCCGUUACGCGUCUCUUAAGAGUUAUUCUGUUUCCCGCGUGAUACGGAAGGGUGGCCCUGUGUGUGUUCCCCCGGAUAGCGGGUGUUUAUUGUUGAAAGCAAAAACAAAGUUAUAGUUUGUUGGGAAUGUUUGUAUUUUUUUACAUAGUUGGGCAGCCUCUGCCCACGGAGGUUUGCAGGUUGUAGCCGAGCACUCUUACAUUUGCGCACCUUUACUGUGAGCCAAACCGACAGUCCAAGGACGUUUAGAGGCUCCUUUGUCUACUAGAGGUUUGAAAAUACGAUUGUAUGAACAAUGCAGCCUGGCUGCCAUUUUUACAUUUCAUGGGUUAAAAAAAAUGCAAUACUUUAUGAGAGAAUUUCUACACUAAAAAUAAAUGUACCAUACAUUUUUGUUUAAGUUUCAACUAAAAUAGGCUGUCAGGGUCAGGAAAUGCUCUAAACCAAGGGGGGUGCCCAAGCUGUCGCCAGAAGCCAUUGUAUGGUUCCAUCAGCAUCUGCACAACAGAGUGGGGAGGGGGGAGUUGCACUGUUGGCGGUUGCAGCAGUCUUGUUGGUGGUGAUUGUGUUGAGUGAUGAUGCGUGUUCUGGUGGUGAAUUUGCUGACUGUCGCAGAGAUAGUGAUGUGGUGAUGGCUGUGUUUUCUUGUUAUUGAUGUGGUGACGACAUGGUCAAUGGUUAUGGUAUUAAGGAUAAUGGUGAUGUGGAUGGUGGUGAACGAUAUCGCGGUGUCAUUGUAGGAAUAGUGAACUGGUAAAGAUGGCGUGGUUUCUGCUGAAUUUGUGUCGGUGGUUCUGGAUGUGGCGACGGCUGCGAUAAUCUCAGCCACUUGUGCAGCCUUGCCACAGUAUCGCCAAACAAGCCUAUGGCUUUGAUACGUUUUUUGGGACCUCUGGGUUCAAAGAGCAGUCUACAAGUUACACUUGAGCUGGCAGCACGUUUUGGUGUAAAGGACCAUGUGACCUCUAGUAGCAGAAGGUUGGCCUCUAAAAUGUUGCUUGAAUUGCUGGUGAUGAGCAAAAUACCGCGAGCCAUUCUUCGCUUGACGUUACUCUACAGCAUCCGGCGAAGGAGAACCCGCGGCACGUCUUUUUACGUAAGCAUCACACUUUGCUAAAAUAAAACUACUUAAGCACAAAGAUACCUUUCUUAGAGUAUAUGAUGAAAAAAAUGUUUUAUACACGAUAACAAUUGGAUAUUGGAAGGCAGCACUUUCUGACCAAAUAUCCAUAAUGUGACAGGUUUUGUAGUGAACGCUAAGGACAUCAUCAAAAUUAAAAUAUACACUGUGGAAUGUAUCAUACACUUGUCGCGGAAUGUAAUGUAAUUCUCCUGUUGGCAUUUUUAGUUUGCGCAUCUCUGCCUUUGCGUGUUAAAUUGUGAUUUUAAUUAUUCUGAAAUUUAUUUUUUGCCAAAUAGAUGUUCUGAACAGAUAUUUUUUUUUUCUAUGACACAAUGCACAUAAUUUCUCGCUUUAAUCUUUAUGCCGAAUCGGGCUUGCGUUUUGCACAGGUUUAAGUCCGUAUUUUCGAAGCGUGCUGUACUCACGCGCGUGCGCGCUUGUGAUGGCUUGAGCCAGGGGCGAGUCCCCCGCGCCUGUUCCCUACCCGGUUUAACUCCUCCAUCUGUUUCUGCAGUGACCGAUCCCGAUGCACGCUUUCAUGAGGUGGCAAGCUACAGCACUCUAUUUCUCUCACAGUUUGUAAUGCUUGGAGGUGGCUCACUGUCUGAUAACUGAGCGCCAGUCUAGAUUCAUGUCUCGGCAGCCAACCCGAGAAUAAAACAAGUUCUCAAGUGGAGCAAUUGAGGAUGUUAAUGAUUCAUCGAAUAAAAUCGAUGUGUAUGCCCACCACGCAUGACUAUCAUGCGUGUAAGAAGCGAUUAUUUUCGAGAUGUGUAUAUUCAUGAAAGCACCGCAGCCCCGCUCAUGGAUUGCACACGCAUCACAAUAGAAAAUAAGGAAUUGAAUCGUGAGAAGGUGAAUCAUUACAUUCAUAGUAGCACAGUUGGUGGUCCCAGCUCGGUCACCAGUGGCUGCACACACAAACCCAAUCGUUCAAAUUCGUAUUUUUUUUUCAAGUGCUCGUUUUUCCAGAUCUUGGUGACUUAUUUUAAUCAAAAUGGCGUGACCACCUCUCAUGCAAACAUUAAGGUCUGUGUGACCUUUAAGGGUGCUGCACCCUUUAAGUCUGUUCGAAAGUCUCUUCUCAAGAGGUGCAGCGAACCUUAACUCUCCAUUGCAAAAUAAAUGGGGUUUUUUUUCUCAAUGGGCUUACACAUGGCCAUAAAUACAGUUAAUGUACCUACGUAUUACUGCACAUUUGCCUUGUAUCUUCUGCCGCCUUAUUUGGAAGCGUGUAACAUCUCCCAAGCGCAUUCCAACCGAAUCCUCUCUCCUAGGAGACCUCAUGGUAGACUGCUGCCACUUACACUCGGGUCAGCAGGCGCAGUUCACAGGCGUCAGUGGGAGGGGGGGGGUUGUGGGAGCGCGUUUCUUUUUGUUGCAAAACCUGGGUGGAUUUAGCAAUUGUAGAGAUUAUAGAACCGUCUUCAGGGAUUUGACAAACCGAGCCUCGGGCUGCACCACCGCGAUUCUCUUUAAUGUCCACGUUCAGGUGCGAGACGGGGGAAUUUAAAUAAAAGUCCCAUCAGGUUUUUUUUGCGCGCUACAACAGGGUAGGGAGAAGGUUUUGCGGACGCGAGCGGGCGGGCGAGCGGGUGGGAACCGUGGUUGUGUGAGGUCCACCCCCUCCUCUUGGGAAUAGGAGGACGACGAUCGCGUCUGGAGUCGUCGUGGCUUCGGAUUGGAGAGGCGCCGGGCGCAUGGCGCCUGUCGUGACCCAGUUUCGGACGAGCACGCACACGGGCUGGUUAAAUCGCUUAAUUGGUCAUGUGGAUGUUUAACGCGGCAGCGCCGAAACUCUCGCGGCCUGCCCCACUGUGCGUUCCGAGCUACGGAGAGGCAUUUUUUUUGGUCACUUUGUUUAUAUAUGUUUCAAAGAAGGUGUAGAGGAUCAUUUACGGCAAAAGCGUGACGUUUUGCAGCAUUGCCAACUAGUUGUAAUUCAAUGGUGUUUAUUUCCUCGUCCCUUGUUUUGUUGAUGGGGAAAGGUUUUUUGUAUUUUUAUGGUGAUGUUUUUUUUAUUAUUUUGUCGCAAAGACUGCUUGUUUUAAGGCACCAAUGGCUGACACCCCGCUUGAUGUCACAUUCCCACGUGGUGGAAACCUGCAAGAUUGUGUGAAAUUCAAAGUCAGUUGAAACAAUAUCGUAGCAUCUCGUAAAGUAUACAUCCACUCAACUAAAUGCUCAUCGCAUCACACUUGGUAGUGAGAUAAUAUAUCCGAUUAAACGACUGCAAGAUGCGUGGAGAUUUUUCUUUUAUUUCACCGCACCACGUAUACAUUUGACACACCUUACACUGGCAUGCUGUAAAAUCAUAUUCGAAAGAGUCCCAAGAACCUAGUGGGAAGUGCCCCCAGACACUUUGAGCUGAAUCAAGGAACCUGUAUAACUCGUUAUAAACUUUUAUGGUUUGGAAGGCCAGACAAACGCGCCACCACAACAGCAUGCUCCUGUGGUCAGAGGUUUAGUUGGACGAGUUUACGCUUCAGCUGCCGAGUGGUUUGUGAUAUCAAGCAAGGCAAGGCAAUUUGCAAAGUGGUCUAUUAUUUCAUGAUAAGACAUAGUUGUGUGUAAGGGCUGUAAUAAUUAUUUAAGGUGUGUUAAGUAUUUUUUCCACUAAAUGUUUAGAUUUGUUUUAGGAUUGAGACCAGUGGUUAGCAUUGUAACUAAAUGUAUUUGGUUUUUGUUGACAUAAUUUAUGUAUGAUUUCACUGCCUAACAGCGCCUUUAAUAUUUUAUUAGCUUUUAUUAUGCUAUAAAUAAGAUCUUGUGGUUUCUGGAGAGUGGUUUUGUUGUAUAUUAUGCGACUUAAAGGCAAAUGUACAGAUGCACGUGGGUAGGGGAAUCGAUGGAAUGUGGCAAUCACGGAGGCUUCACGAACCAAUUGCAUAGGUUGGACCCUUUUUUACGCGAAAGAAGAUAAAUAAUUCUCGUGAAACCGAUUUGGCUAUAAAUUGUUCGUGUAAAACCAAGUUCAAACGAUUUUUCAGCACGUUUAAAAUUGUUGCAUUGAACCAAUGCACAUGUACAGUAUCGUGUAAAAAGGACCACUGUUGUGAUAAGAACAAUAGAACAUAUUGUCAGUCUCAUGUCAAACCGCGUUUGAUUGGUUUAGAAGUCCCAAGUGAUCACAAAUGUCCCUGUGUGAUUGGCUCCAUUCCAGCGCGCCCCCUCCCCCGACAACUUUAGUCUAUUAACAGCGACUCCAGCCAAAACGAGGGACCUUGGUUGACAUCUAUAAGAG
Molecule: messenger RNA, 6322 nt
Organism: Petromyzon marinus (sea lamprey)
Lineage: Eukaryota; Metazoa; Chordata; Hyperoartia; Petromyzontiformes; Petromyzontidae
Product: protein L-Myc-like
Biological process (GO): regulation of DNA-templated transcription
Molecular function (GO): protein dimerization activity; DNA-binding transcription factor activity
Source: RefSeq, a predicted model, not a curated record